This is a messenger RNA of Nicotiana attenuata, 808 nucleotides long. Its product is annotated as mitochondrial dicarboxylate/tricarboxylate transporter DTC-like. Gene Ontology annotation, molecular function: oxoglutarate:malate antiporter activity. The coding region runs from base 1 to 648 and encodes 215 amino acids. The record is from RefSeq and is a predicted model, not a curated record. The transcript is spliced from 3 exons. NCBI's taxonomy places the organism in Eukaryota, Viridiplantae, Streptophyta, Magnoliopsida, Solanales, Solanaceae.
AUGAUUUUGCCCCUUUCUUCUAGGAUUUUGACAAGAAAAGUGGAAGCCUUGAAUAAAGGGAGCCCUUUGACCAUCUAUCAGGAGGCUGCUUGUGGGCUUAUCUCUGGAACAUUUCGUGCUUAUAUUUGUUAUCCUCUGAUAGAAGGACAUGUUGCUGCUGCCAUUGCUCAAGCAGUAAACCUUAAAUAUAAUCGCUUCGGACAUAUUUUCAGUACAAUCACACAGGUGGUAAGAAAUGAAGGGCUUUUAGCAUUAUGGAAAGGAGCCUCGCGUGUUAAUCUAGUAUCACUAGCAUCAUGCACGGGAAUGCUAGUAUCAUAUGAUCGGACUCGGAUUUAUUUGAAAGAAAGAUAUGGUCUAAGGGAAAAUGCUGCACGUUUAGGUGCAGGAAUAUUCUCAGGGAUGUGUUCUGGCGCCUGCACUAUAUCAGUUGGUUAUGCAGCUGGAAUUAUUGGCUUUAUUCGAGCCAAAAGAAUUAAAUCCCCACAUAGUUUUCUAUUCUAUGCCUUAAAAGUUCUUAAGCCAGGUGGAGGCUCUAAUUUCUACUCACGUCUCGGAAACCAAUCUGUUCGUAAUGCUCCUGGUGCUAUGACCGUGUGGGUGUUUCUGGAAGCCAUCCGUGACGCAGAGGAGUCCAUUGGGUUGUAGCACACCAACUGGAAACUCAGUUUCACAGGAAAAUAGUGAAAUGUAGAGGUCAAAAACUAGCCUAGGAAGUUGCUGUAAUCAAAGGAAACGCAGGCAAUGUAAUGCCAUCUACUGGUUUAUAUUUAUUUGAGACUAACUAAUUUAGAAGCUCAGUUACUUA